Molecule: messenger RNA, 303 nt
Organism: Suillus subaureus
Lineage: Eukaryota; Fungi; Basidiomycota; Agaricomycetes; Boletales; Suillaceae
Exons: 2
Coding region: 1-303 (100 amino acids)
Source: RefSeq, a predicted model, not a curated record
AUGCCAGCUUGGCGGACGAUCUUGCUUGUCCGCACAUGGACCCGGCAUCUCCUUGAGCUGCCUGACCCUGCAGACGAUACAGAGAGCGUGGAAGAUUUAAAAGAGCCGGUUUAUUCGGAAUCUCACUCGCGGGCAUUGCGAUUGAUUGUUCGCCUUGGACAGCCGUUUGGGGCAUUUUUGCUUGCGCGGCAGCGCGACGGGGGAUACAAGAGAAUCGCGUCAGAUCGUAACAUCAUCGCACAAGUUAGAGACAUGGCGUCUGUUGGCGACAUGAUGGACAUCAGGACACUAGAGAUCAUGUAA